AAUACGCGAACCACUGGCCACACUUAAACGCUUGGUGUGCGUUUUGUGUAAAUUUUUGUUUUGUUAGACCCGGCUUUUCCUAACUAACAACCCAAAAUGGAUCUGGUGGAGCUGCUGCAGCAGGCCCAGCGCCUAACAAACGAGACAAAGAUGGACACUGAAAUGCCGGGUGUAGAGAGAACCAUGUCCCAGGUUCUGCAAGCCACUCAGGAGCUCCACUCGCGUGUCACUCAGACGGGUACCAACGACCUGCAGGCCCAUAUAUUGCUCGGCUCCAAGGGCGUAGACUUGCCUAGGCUGACACAGAAGCUGGAGACGCUUAGCGCACGCCAAUCCUUCGAACCACUCGAUCCCGUCACGGACACCGAUGUCCAAGGCUAUCUAAAGAACGAGCGAGAGAACGCCAUACUGUCUGUCAUCGAGGAGACAAACAGAAGUAUUUUCGAGUGUGUGAACCGUCAAAAGUGGCGCUGCGUCUAUGCGGAAUGGGGCGAGGAUAAGGAGGCGCUGCUAAACGCUUUGGUGGGUCCGUCCCAGCAGGACUUUCCCGGCGUGCAGCGCCAGAUGGUGCCAACGUCCAUGGCCGAUGAACCCACUCCGUUCACACGGAUGACUGCCAUCCAGCAGUUAUAUGCUAAACAUAUCACCGCCUACAACGAGUCAGUUAUUCAGGGGACUCAGCACCCAAAACUGGUGUCGACACUUUCCAAAUUGGCCGCGGACUCCUUUGACGAUCCACAGGUCUCUGAAAUGUGGAGCGUUCUGGAAUUUAUGUCCGCUGUUUCGCAAGUAACUCGCAGCAAUGAUCCGAUAAAGAAUCGCCAGAGUCCGGAAUUCGUCCAGCAGGCACGCACAUAUCUGGAGUUGAGAUAUAAGACAUAUAUGAACAGGGUUAUUGAGAAAAACUUGGCGCUGGCCCGUCGUGGAGGAAUUCCUGACGUAUAUCAUCUGGUGAGCUCUUAUGUGGCCGUCACUUUCCAAAAGCCGCAAUCCCUCUAUGGAUUGCUCGAUGUAAACAAUGGUCGACCAUUGUGGCCAUUAGUUUACUAUAGUUUGCGUAGUGGCGAUAUGGGUGCGGCUAUUAGAUACCUCAAGGAAUCGGGAACUUGCCCUGAUCUAGUCAAGCUGAUGACGCUGCAGAAGAUGGGUAGCAACGACACCUCAACGGCCAAGCUGGAGGGUCAACUGAAGCUUGAGUACAGCUCCAAUAUGAACGAUUGCACAGAUUCCUACAAAAGGGCGGUUUUCGUCAUCAUGCUGGCCUGUGAUACUCACGAUUCGCAUGGGGAACUGUUGAGCAGCAUUGACGAUUUCUUGUGGAUACAGCUUUCCACCCUGCGCGUCGAGGGUAAGCGCGAUUACAACAAUGACCAGCUAACCUACAGUGAUCUGCAAAUGCUCAUCCUGGAAAAGUACGGGGAGAAUUACUUUAAUGCCCGUGAGAAGGCACCGCUUUACUUCCAAGUGCUUACCCUCACUGGCCAGUUUGAGUCCGCACUUGAGUUCCUGGCUCGAACGGAGAUAAAUCGACCUCAUGCAGUGCACAUGGCCAUUGCUCUUAACGAGCUCGCCAUGCUAGGAUCACCCCGUUCCAUAAGUGAACCACUAUUAAGCUCCGAAUCCAAUGACCCAAAGCCCAUGAAACGACUCAAUCUGGUGCGACUGGCCAUCAUGUAUGCCAAAUGCUUUGAGCAGACAGACACCGAACAAGCACUGCAGUACUACUACCUAUUGCGCGACUUCAAAUGCGAGGACGGAAUCAACGCAUUGCUCAGUUGCGCUAGUGAUCUGAUUGUAGAAAACUGCGACGCUAAGAUGCUAGAGUUGGUUUUCGGGGUCGAGGAUGAACACAACUCGUUCCGUCGCUCAGGCGGCAUCAUCGAAAAAUUCCACACGGCGGACUGCGAUAAGUAUCUGCUGGCCGAUAUGGUCGGAGAUGAGUUGUCCAAACGCAGCAACUACGAAUCGGCCAUCGCGCUCUUCUUUAUUGCCGGCCAGCUGGAAAAGGUAGUGCGUUUGGUGUGCUCCUUGCUGUCCCAGGUUGUGCAUCAGCCAGCGCGAGAAGGCAGCAUAAGGGAGCGAUUGGGUGUGAUCACUGCACGACUGGACACGGCGCUGGUGGAGCGCAAAAAGGAUGUGGACCCUCAUUUAAUUGUCACAUACACAAUGCUAGCGCAGUUAAUGGAGUUUUUCGAUCACUAUCACGCGGGUGCAUCAGGUUUAGCAGCGGAAAUCGUAACCCAAAACCAUAUAAUACCUACCAGUCCCCUUGAAGUGGACGAGUGCGUGAUAAAUUUGAAGUACAUGGGCCCAGAGGUCAUCAAGGUACUGCCAGAUGUUCUGCUGGCAUCCAUGAACAUUGUCUACGAGGAGUAUGUAAACAUAAGGGGGACGACGGGGUCAGGUUCGGUUUACGGCGACGACAGCAAAAGCGAUAACAAGGAUUCUGUCCUUGCCCACUUGCGCGGCAGAGCCAAGGCACUGACCAACCUGGCCGCCUGUGUUUCCUACCGCAUGCCAGCGACCACCAACCAACGGCUCGUUCAGCUGGAGAUCCUUAUGCACUAGCACGUUAACUCCUUACUUAGCGAUCGAUUCGGAUUAAAGCUGUUUUUUUAUAUAUUAUAAUAACAUUUUUGAGUUGCUCUAUCUACAAGAAGAAGCCAUUAACGACGUCUGGUGAGGAGCACUCUAAAAUUAAAAUAAAGGAAAGUUGGCUAGUAGUAUUUUGUAAACAAGAAAUGCGACAUCCUUGAUUUUUUGAAUACAUUAUCCAUAACAGCAAUUAAUAAUAUAAGACUGUCAUAUCAGAAUAUAAUAUUUUAUUGCAUAUUUUGAGACACCGUUGCUAUUGCUAUGAAACCUCAAGAGGUCUCAGGAACACCCGACAGGACAUAUUUGAAAAAGUCUUUUUAAUAUAUGAGAAUAUAGUAUUGCCAACAAUUACUGCCAAAUUGUCAGAGAUUUCACAGGAAUCCAUUACAUAGUUUUGUUUUUUUUCUUCUAACAGAUCCCCGUUUCGAGAUCCUCAUGCACUGCCAUAAAAAUAAUAAUAAAAAAGCCACUUACUUAGCGAUCGUUUCGUAUAAA
This is a messenger RNA of Drosophila eugracilis, 3090 nucleotides long. Its product is annotated as nuclear pore complex protein Nup93-1. The coding region runs from base 97 to 2568 and encodes 823 amino acids. The transcript is spliced from 5 exons. Gene Ontology annotation, biological process: poly(A)+ mRNA export from nucleus; protein import into nucleus. Gene Ontology annotation, cellular component: nuclear pore. Gene Ontology annotation, molecular function: structural constituent of nuclear pore. The record is from RefSeq and is a predicted model, not a curated record. Lineage: Eukaryota; Metazoa; Arthropoda; Insecta; Diptera; Drosophilidae.